AUGGCAGCCAGGCACUCUGGCGCCCGAAUGGAUCGCGAAAAGAAUCGUCCCUACUCUUUCCACUCUCCCGCCUCCUCAACAGGCUCUAAUCAUGGUACGGUCAGCACCGACACUACCAGAGAUACCACUUUCGAUCCUCGUCGCGACGAUGCCGAAAUGUCAACAUUGCCCAUAGUCAGCGCAGGUCUCGCAAAAAAGCUACCAGCACUUCGUGAAACGGCAAGCAAAUACGAUCGCUUUAAACGAGUAUCUCCGCAGCACACUUGGGAUAUCAAUACAUCACAAAUAGGCAAAGCUUUUCCUGAGUUUUCAGACGCGGAGAACAGCCAGAGUCUAUCUCUCGAGACUUCGCGAGCAGCACCGGCAGUAAAAUCCUUCUCCCAACUAAACAAUCGCAAGUCCUCAAACGUCCACGUCGUAGAGACGGUUGAGCUACGGAAACAAACGCGUUCGCCCAAACACUCUUCGCCAUAUAUUUCCAAUGCCAGCAGACUCGCAAAUCUGCAAGCACAGGUCACAGAGGAUUCCGAGAAUUCGUUCAUGAACCUUUCUGCGAGAAGGCCUGCGAGUGCUGUCUAUCCAGAAAAACAGGCCUUACCAGUCACGCAAACCACUGAGACUUCUGAUAUUUCAUUCGUGGGCGCUACUGCAAAACAGUCCUCAAAUGCCGCCUUUCCCGCCAAAUUCAACCUGCCCGGCUUAACUAAUCGACCCGUUCCUGCUGCUUCUAAUGUUUCGUCAAAGAGGCAUCGUUUUGAUCAACACCCUACUCCUGCUGUGGUUUCCAAGACCAAAUUCAAUGAGCAAUCAUCUCCAUGCCCCACGAGCGAAAAGAGCCAGUCGAGAACACGAGCAUUUUUCAACAACUUUGAUACACAAACUACACAAACCACGAACACUGGUGCUGCUGCAACCUCUGCUGCAGCUACAGCCACGACAAAUCCAACCAGUCAAUCAUUUUUCUUUCCUGGUACCCCUGGUCAUAAUGCCAGCGCAUCUGGAAACACCCUCACCAACGGGUUGCCCAACUUUACUCAAAAUGGCAAAGCUCACGAUCGCAAUAUGCUAAAGGCUUCCUUACAUAACGCAAAUUAUGGCCCCGUUGACUCCAUUGUUGUACCGGACGAUGAAGAAGAUAUCUACCAACUCAUUGAUGCCCUGAAAAAGAGAAUAUUCCGCUCAGAAUCUCAAAAAGAGAGCUUUGAGAGUCGAAUCACAACCCAACAACAUCAAAUUGAACGUCAACAAAGUGAAAUAUCGCAGCUGAAGGCAGCGAAUGGUCUCUUGCAGAAGACGCACACUGAGCUGGAACAACGCGCUGUCUCUCUCCAAGGGCUCAAUGUGGAUCUUGAACGAGAGUUGACAAUGACGAUGAAACACGUGGCUUCCCUCGAGAAAGAGAACAAGUAUAUGGCUCAAAUUGAGCAGCAAUACCAACAAGCGACACAAGAGAAAAAGAUCCUAAGCCGCCAGCACAGCGACAUUGUGAUGAAGGAAGGUCAAUACAUUGCUGAAAUUGAACAGUACCAUCAACAAUCAACUAUCUUGCGUCGGCAGAACAGCGACCUUGUGCAGAAAUUCAAUAGGAUCAAGGAGGAAAACGAGGAGCUUCGCCAAACCGCACAGGGAAUCAAGAAACAACCUACAGCUUCAGCCGAGAAACCCACAAAUAUCGGUGAAGAUGCAUGUAACAACUUUGAUGUAUCACCAAAUGUAAAGCAAUACCAUCCGAGUGCUCUGAAGGCCCAACUGGACGCAGCAGCCGCGCAAAAGGACGCCACACACCAUACCAAUAUUUCUGUCACUCGACACACGAACGUCUCUCACCAUUCCAAUGUUUCGCGCAAUAUAACUCGCCAUACUACGCAAAUGUCUGGAAUUUCGGUUGGCGACUUUACACAGCCUACAAUGGGCACGAGGACGGAUGUUGAUGCACCAGCUGUGACUAGAAGAGUGGAUGCAGAUAUGACGGAAGAUGUUGACGUUGAGGGAGACGACAUCGAGAUCACAGGCUCUGCAUUUAUUCUUCCCGACAUCAAGAACAGCUAUACCGAAGAAGCAACUGCCCGACCUUCAGAACUUCCUGCAGACGCUUUAAGGAGACUCAAGAAGAAUGCACAAUCAACUCUAGAUUCCUUGGUAGAGGAACACAAUGCUCUGUUCACGUCUUAUUCUAAUCUCAAUCCUUCGAUGCAACGAAGAAAUCACCGGCGCCAUGAGGAGGGACUAAAGAGGCUUACGGAUCGCAUCCAGAAGGUCAAGGAAGAGCUCUACGCUUUGGAAGAUGUCAAACACGGAGUCAAAUAG
Hymenoscyphus albidus is the source of this 2307-nucleotide messenger RNA. The record is from the annotation of a GenBank genome assembly. NCBI's taxonomy places the organism in Eukaryota, Fungi, Ascomycota, Leotiomycetes, Helotiales, Helotiaceae.